CCAAGAGCACGGACGUUUCCAGACGUUUCCACAGACUCCACGACUCCACCAUGACAUCCAGACGCAUAGUGCUCCUCGGGAAAACAGGAGUAGGAAAAAGCAGCUUGGGCAACACCAUCAUUGGACGGAAAGCCUUUGCAAAGUCCCACGGCCCAAACUCUGACACCAGCGGUCGUGUCUCUUCCACCGAGACGGUCCAUGGAAGGGAACUCACUGUGGUCGACUGCCCGGGAUUCUUUGACACGAACCCCAACAAGGUCUCCAACGAUAGAACAAACAUCCUGGGGUGUCUGAAAGACUGCGCCCCGGGGCCUCACGCUUUCCUCUUGCUCCUGAAAGUUGAGAGAUACACAACGCAAGAGCAGAAGGUUAUCGAGUUAAUGCUGAAAUACUUUUCAGAUGAAGCCCUUAAAUACACGACUAUAGUUUUCACUCACGGCGCAAACCUCCCCAAAAAGAUGAAGAUUGAAGAGUGGGCCCGACAAAACGAUGCUUUAAGAGAUCUGCUGGAGAAAUGUGGGAAUCGCUGUCAUGUGUUUGACAACAAAAGGUGGAGAAAACAGAGGCAGGAAGACUAUCGAUACAACGACAGACAAGUUCAGGAUCUUCUCGACACCAUCGACCGGGUGGUUGAGGCUAAUGGUGGUGCAUGUUUCACCAGCGACCUCCUGAAAAAUACAACUUUGUGGGAGAGAUUCAGAGAUGCCCCAGUUGGAGUUCAAGUGGCUCUUAUUUUGGGUGUAGCUGUGGUGGGGUAUCUGUUGUACACGACUGUCCCAUGGGCCCAGAUCUGUGAGUGGGUGGCCGCAAGGGAGGGUCCUAACUGGGCCUGGAAUAACUUGCCCGACAAAGAACGUCUAAUGUACGCUAUUGAUUAUCUCAAAGAACUGAAGAAUCUUUUUCAAGCACUUCAGGAAAUCCGGUUCUCUGGACCCUCCCAGCUCCUGCCCUCCCGGCUCCCGGCUCCGUUCCUGCUCUGCCUCUCCGACCUGGCUUUCAUGGAGGAUCUCAACUGCAGACGCAUAGUGCUCCUCGGGAAAACAGGAGUAGGAAAAAGCAGCUUGGGCAACACCAUCAUUGGAGAGAAUGUCUUUAAUGUUUCCCACGGCCCAAACUCUGACACCAGCGGUCGUCGCUCUUUCACUCAGAGGGUCCAUGGAAGGAAACUCACUGUGGUCGACUGCCCAGGAUUCUUCGACACGGACCCCAACAAGGUCUCCAACGAUAAUUCAGACAUCCUGGGGUGUCUGAAAGACUGCGCCCCGGGGCCUCACGCUUUCCUCUUGCUCCUGAAAGUUGAGAGAUACACAACGCAAGAGCAGAAGGUUAUCGAGUUAAUGCUGAAAUACUUUUCAGAUGAAGCCCUUAAAUACACGACUAUAGUUUUCACUCACGGCGCAAACCUCCCCGUCGGCAUGAGGAUUAAAGACUGGGCCCGACAAAACGAUGCUUUAAGAGAUCUGCUGGAGAAAUGUGGGAAUCGUUGUCAUGUGUUUGACAACAAAAGGUGGAGAAAACAGAGGCAGGAAGACUAUCGAAACAACGACAGACAAGUUCGGGAUCUUCUCAACACCAUCGACCGGGCGGUUGAGGCUAAUGGUGGUACAUGUUUCACCAGCGACCUCCUGAAAAAUAAAUCUUUGUGGGCGAGAUUCAGAGAUGCCCCAGUUGGAGUUCAAGUGGCUCUUAUUUUGGGUGUACCUGCGGUGGAGUGUCUGUUGUACAUGACUGUCCCAUGGGCCCAGAUCUGUGAGUGGGUGGCCAUGGCCGCAAUGGAGGGUGCUGUUUUGGCUCAGAUACAGGAGUCUGAUAAUAGAGAUGCUCGUUUUUAG
Molecule: messenger RNA, 1832 nt
Organism: Periophthalmus magnuspinnatus
Lineage: Eukaryota; Metazoa; Chordata; Actinopteri; Gobiiformes; Gobiidae
Exons: 8
Coding region: 51-1832 (593 amino acids)
Molecular function (GO): GTP binding
Source: RefSeq, a predicted model, not a curated record